AUGUCAGAGCUCCACCUCAUCCUUUCGUUAGGAGGCAACCCCAAACUCGAUCACCACGCCCUAUAUCUCCUCUCUCCAUCCUCCACCCCACCCACUACAACGUCCAAUGAUGCGCCUUCGACCAGCGGCACAAUCUUCCACGUCACCGGCACAAUCGCCAAUGGCAUGAUCUACGAAUCACGACCUCAAACCCAACCACCAGAAGAAGAACCUGGUUUCCUCUCCAAACAGCUUCUCGGCAAAACAAAACUGAAUGCAAAGGAAUUGGAUGAAUUGUGCAAAAGUAUCACGCCGCCGGAAAAACAAUUUGAUGGUUUCAAAAGAAUCGACAAGACGAGUAAAUUGAGAAGGUGCCAGGAGUGGAGUUCUGAAGUCGUGGAGAUGUUGAAGAAGAGAGAUUUGCUCGAGGCAGUGGAAUGA
Aureobasidium pullulans EXF-150 is the source of this 420-nucleotide messenger RNA. RefSeq lists its product as uncharacterized. Bases 1 to 420 code for a protein of 139 amino acids. The record is from RefSeq and is a predicted model, not a curated record. NCBI's taxonomy places the organism in Eukaryota, Fungi, Ascomycota, Dothideomycetes, Dothideales, Saccotheciaceae. The transcript has a single exon.